GAAGAGUUGAUUCAAAGAGAAGACAAUACAAGACAUGAAACACAAGACAAUAGAGAGAAGACAAGCGCUGAAGAAGUGGUCGACUCUGAAGACAAUGAAUCAAAUGAUGGCAUCGAUUGUCAGAUUAGUAACGAAUCAAAUGAUGAAACAGUAGUCGGAAGUGAUGGCGAAGAUAUUGAGGACAACAAUGGUUUCAAUACAGACUUGAAUGAGAAAACUAAUGGCGAGGAGAAGGAGACCAGAGAUAAGACUCGAAGCGAAUCCAAAAGUGAUAUAAAACAAAGUUUAGCAAAAAAGUGGUCCAAAACUAAACCAAAACCCAAAUCAUUGAAAAACAAGAGAAUAAUUGAAACCAAAAACAGAUCCACAGAUAGAAAGACAGGCCUUAAGUCAGACACCGAUCGGAAACCGAAGAAAGUCUAUCGAAAUACACAAUACAAACGAAACUAUAUCUGUCAUCACAAGGACUGUCGCAAAGCUUAUAUAUCACUCAUUGUUCUUAAGAAACACUACCAGAGUUCCAAACAUUUAGACCACCGAUGGUUUUGCGAGUCUGAGGGCUGUUCACAACACUUCCCGUCCAAAAGUAAGCUCGAAGAGCACACCAAUGACGGCGAACACACGUCUCGACAGCCGUUCACGUGUUGGCACUACGGCUGCGACUUUGAGGCCAUAACACGUGAUGUGUUUGACAUUCACACCGACACCCACUCAUCCGAACAGUUGAUCCAAGCCUUGAAGCAAUCCGUUGAACCACAGUAUGUGUGCGAACACAACGGAUGCGGCAAACGGUUUGCCGAUAGAACCGCAUUAAAUGGACACAUGACUACACACUCGGGCGUCCGCUUCCACUGCGAAGAGGCCAACUGUUUGGCCACUUUUGCCUUCCCGUCGAGUCUUAGGAAACACACUCAACGCGUUCACCGGUCGGACUAUCAGUGUCCGCAGAAGGGCUGCAAUUUUAGCGCCGGAUCGAAGUGCGAGCUAUCGAGUCAUGUGAAGAGUCGACACACAGAGGCCCGUAAACAGUUCCAGUGCUCGGCCACCGGUUGUCCCAAACGGUUUACCGAACGAAAGGCGCUUAACGCACACCACAUGCGCGCACACCCGGACGCGGCGGCGACCGUACCGUGGCUCGAGUGUCUGCACGAGGACUGCGAGUUUAAGACCAAAUACGCGCCCGAUAUGGCCGGACACGAGGCCGUCUGUCAUACGAUGUCUAACACGUGCACCGAUUGUGGUAACAGUUUUGCCAACAAAUGUAUAUUUCAAAGACAUCUCAAGACACAUAACUGGGAGCUGAAAACGCCGUGCGAAUGGCCCGUUUGUGAUCGGAGGUUCCAAUCGGCUGGUGCUAUGAGAUUACAUAUGGAGGCCCAACACUCGGACUCAGGCCCCGCAUACCGGUGCCAAUGGCCCGGUUGUGACAAAACCUAUUCACUCUCCUUAUCACUGCAUAUGCACGAGAGACGAGUGCAUAAAGGAGUUGCUGAACAUCGGUGUCAUUGGCCCGGAUGUGACUAUAAGACCACUAAUCGGGUCCGACUUCAUAGUCAUAUCAAUGGCCACAAGGGUUUGAAGGCUUACCAGUGCUCUCAUCCGGGAUGUGAUUAUGAGAGCAAAAGAGGCCAUCAAAUAUUACACUUUAAAGAGAGGUUAAAAUGUCCGCAAACCGGUUGUCCGUACACUGCGGUCACCCGCGCGGCACUCUUUCAACACCGGAAGACACACCCGAAGCCAUACGCGUGCGACUCGUGUGGCCUAAAGUGCAGAAGCAAUACGUUAUUGCGGACACAUAAGCGCAGACAUAACGACGCGUUGAAAUUCCGGUGCGAAUGGCCAGAGUGUGGCCGACUCUUUGCCAUGAAAUCUGUCUUAAGAGAUCACAUGAACACACAUACGGCUACCGUUAAGCACACCUGUCAAUGGCCCGGUUGUGGACACACUUACACUAAUAUAAACUCUUUACAAAUGCAUGUGCAUAGAGUGCAUAAAGGACAACACGAGGGUUUGGAUGACUACCAGUGCUCUCAUACGGGAUGUGAUUAUAAGACAUCAAAAUGUGGUCAAAUGGACGCACAUAUGAAGACUCACACAAAAUCAUGA
This is a messenger RNA of Medioppia subpectinata, 2106 nucleotides long. Lineage: Eukaryota; Metazoa; Arthropoda; Arachnida; Sarcoptiformes; Oppiidae. The record is from the annotation of a GenBank genome assembly.